This is a messenger RNA of Microbotryum saponariae, 960 nucleotides long. NCBI's taxonomy places the organism in Eukaryota, Fungi, Basidiomycota, Microbotryomycetes, Microbotryales, Microbotryaceae. The record is from the annotation of a GenBank genome assembly.
AUGUCUGCCAUCGUCCCCUACGGAGUCGUCUACCCGGAAAAGUACCAUGCCGAUCGAAAAGCUGCGGCUGAGAUUGCGACACAACUUGGCUUCAACGAGGUACGCUAUUACUGACGCUUGGCGUGAGGCUGGGACCGUCGUUGUCCCGAAUGCCAAUGAACGCGUCGACAGCAGUGCCGCGCUCGGGACCACCCAAGUUUCUAGAUCACGUGUGGGUAACGAACUGACGUGGGGGAGUACUCGUUCGUGGAACCGGAAAUAGGAGACUUUCAUCGAAGUGACCGUACAAUGGGGCGAUCAGGAUCCGAACGCUCAUCUCAACAAUGCCAUGUACUACAAAUACCUCGAAGCCGGUCAGUCCCUGCCAGCUCUUACCCGGUCGAAAGCUCGCGAGGUUCAAGAGCAAAAUCUUGCUUUUGACCGUCUUCUCGUUUCAUCCUACCUUUUCCUCCACUGAUCCGAGCCCCACUCUCUUUCACUCCCAACAGGUCGCGGCGCCUACGUCCGCAGUAUCACACGUAAACUCGAUGCGCGCACAGCUAAAGCCAUCAACCACGGUGCGCAAGGCCGCGGCCUCGUCGUCGGCCAAGUGAUGAACCGCUUCGAACGACCCGUCUACGCCCCCGAUCACCUGCUCAUCGCCCAUCGGGCGACCCAAGUCGCCAGAAAGAAAUUCGUGCUGACGAGUGUGAUCGUUUCGUUCGAGUUGAGUUCAAGCGCGCUGCGGAACCCUCGUUACCGUUUGGCUUGGUUCUGAUGGCAACCUCUCGGCGUUUUCUUUCCUUUCUCUGCAGUCAACGAGCGAAAGUCUGUUCGGGCGAAGCGAUCAUGGUCGGAUUUGAUUAUGACAACCACAAAGGUGCCGAACUUCCGAACGGUCUCUACGCCUUGAUAGAACGAGAGAUCAGCGACGCGGCAAAGACGAUCGCUGCCGCACAGCGGUCGAAAGCCAAAUUAUAG